AUGAUCUUACUAUUACUAGAUAUAGUAUUCAUGAUGAUGAAUAGUAAUAGAUUAAAAGAGAUUGUCAAGAAUCUUAAGCAUUCUGUGAUUGAAAUCGAAGAGAAAAUAGAAAAGUCAAACCAAGAUUCAAGAGCCAACCAUGUACAUCUACAAAAUAGAAAUACCAUCAAUGAUAUCAAUGUAAUUACAAAUAUACAACACAUCAAUUUAAUUAGAAUUCAAAAGAAUAAUGAACUAUCUAAAAAGAUUGAACAAUAUCAAGAAUUGAUUGAUGAACUACAAAAGAAACUGGAAAUACAAGAUUACUAUCUUGAUGAAUACAAGAGUAACUUUACAAGAGUUAAUGAGCAAGUCAGACAAAUAGAUGAGAAAUUCAAUAGUUUUAAAGAUGUUUUUAACAAGAUAACAAAACAACAAAAGGAACAAGAAGAUGAGAGAACAAAUCAUAUUAAAACUAUACAUUCAUUGAAUCAGUUGGUAAGAGAUCUACAAAGUGAGAAACAGUCGUUACUCCAAGAUAAGGAAUCAAGUGAUCUAAGAUUACAAUCACAUACCAAGAUUAUAAAUGAGAAGAUUGAAGAUUGUAAAAGAAACCAAGCAACUAUUGAAAGCUAUAGAGAUGAGCUUACAAGAUUGGAGAAUGAAAAGAAAGAAAUCUAUAAAUUGAUGGAUGAGAAUAUACGUUCAAAUUUACAUGCUUGA
Messenger RNA from Heterostelium album PN500, 702 nucleotides. RefSeq lists its product as uncharacterized. The coding region runs from base 1 to 702 and encodes 233 amino acids. The transcript has 5 exons. NCBI's taxonomy places the organism in Eukaryota, Evosea, Eumycetozoa, Acytosteliales, Acytosteliaceae. The record is from RefSeq and is a predicted model, not a curated record.